This is a messenger RNA of Thermothelomyces thermophilus ATCC 42464, 1275 nucleotides long. Its product is annotated as glycoside hydrolase family 93 protein. The transcript is spliced from 2 exons. The record is from RefSeq and is a predicted model, not a curated record. Bases 1 to 1275 code for a protein of 424 amino acids. NCBI's taxonomy places the organism in Eukaryota, Fungi, Ascomycota, Sordariomycetes, Sordariales, Chaetomiaceae.
AUGCGUAUUCACCUCCGUGGUUUUGCCAUCCUCGGCCUCGCGGUCGAAGCUGCCAUCGCACGACCACCAGGUCCUCCAGAUACCCCUCGUUCUCCGGGGCCUCCUCUUCCCCCCGGUCCUCCGGGUCCCCCUGGGCCACCUGUACCGCCGGACUCAGACCAUCUCCCUCCCUUUAGCACCUUCAGCAACCGUGUUAUUUACACACCACCCAAGGGUGGUCGGGCGGUGUACCCGCGUGUCGCUGAGCUCAGUGACGGCACUCUCCUGGUGACCGCGAGUGUCAGCGGCGUUGUCGGGCCCGACAACCUCCCGGCGUUCCCCAUCUUUGAGAGCAAAGAUGGCGGCGUCACCUACCAGUGGAUCUCGAAUCUCACCGACCAGGUCAACGGCUGGGGCAUGAGCGCGCAGCCCGCCCUGCUCGAGCUGCGACAGCCCCUUGGGGGCUUCAAGCCCGGCACCGUCCUGGCGUCGGGAAACAGCUGGAGCGACAAGGGAACCCGUAUCGACCUGUACGCAAGCACAGACAAGGGGCGGACCUGGGAGUUUGUGAGCCAUGCUGCCGAGGGCGGCCGUCCCAACACCACCAAUGGCGCCACGCCCGUGUGGGAGCCGUUCCUCCUCACUUACGACGACGAGCUCAUCGUCUACUACUCCGACCAGCGCGAUCCUAGGCAUGGCCAGAAGCUCGCCCACCAGACAUCCCGUGAUCUCAAGCACUGGGGCCCCGUUGUCAACGACGUCGCCUAUGACGAAUACCUCGCCCGGCCCGGCAUGACUGUCGUCGCGUACAUCCCGCCCAUCAAGAAGUGGAUUCUUGUGUAUGAACGGCCGAUCGGCAACUCGAGCUCCCACGGGGUGAACUAUCCUGUUCACUACCGCCUCGCCGAUGACCCGAGGAAGUUUGACGCGGCCCAGCCGAUCCCCAUUGUCAUCGAGACCAGGGAGGGGACGACCGUGGCGCCAAAUGCAUCGCCCUAUGUUGUCUGGUCCCCCGUGGGAGGACCCAAGGGCACGAUCAUCGUGUCAGAUGCGGACCGGAGCUGGCUCUACCUCAACACCGCCGGAGGCGACCCGGAUAAGUGGCAGAUCAGGGAGUGCGGUCAACCAGAGGCAUACAGCCGCGCACUCCACGUUUUCGAGAAACGGCCGGAUCGCCUGAUGGUGUUGGGAGGGGAUACCUUUGACGGAAACGGUGUCGGCGCGCUGACAGACAGCGUUCUCGACAUGAACAAGUUUCUGCAAGGCGGCUAUUCUGCACCUGGCCAGUCACCCUAA